This is a messenger RNA of Sarcophilus harrisii (Tasmanian devil), 667 nucleotides long. RefSeq names its product C-C motif chemokine ligand 25 (gene CCL25). The record is from RefSeq and is a predicted model, not a curated record. Gene Ontology annotation, molecular function: chemokine activity; CCR chemokine receptor binding. NCBI's taxonomy places the organism in Eukaryota, Metazoa, Chordata, Mammalia, Dasyuromorphia, Dasyuridae. Gene Ontology annotation, cellular component: extracellular region. The coding region runs from base 142 to 588 and encodes 148 amino acids. The transcript has 6 exons. Gene Ontology annotation, biological process: inflammatory response; immune response; positive regulation of GTPase activity.
UUAUAAGAAGGCAGUCUCCAAAGGUGCCAGCCAUCUCCAGCCACCUUGUACAGCAGGUAGAGGUCCUAGUGAGCCACAAGGUCUGGGAGAGCUCAAAGUACUCGGAUUGUGCAGAACUAUCUGAAGAAGGUAGCCAUCAGAAUGAAUCUCCAACUACUCACUGGCCUCUUCGUGGCACUGAUCCAUGUUGUCUACAGUCAAGGCAUCUAUGAAGACUGCUGUUUGAAAUAUAGUAAACCCAGGAAACCAGCCCUUUUACGGAAUAUCAGGAGAUUCAAAAUUCAAGAAGUGAAUGGGAGCUGCAAUAUUCGAGCUGUCAUUUUUGAACUUAGGAAAAAGAAUGUCAUCUGUGGCAACCCUGAGGAGAAAUGGGUCAAGGAUAAGAUUAGGCAGCUGCAAAGGAAAAUCUUCCAGGGCUCCAAGAAGGUCCACGAAGGAAACAUCGUUAACGCAGCCAGGCUUUUGACCCAGGGUGUUCAGUCCCAUCAAGUACAUGGUGCUAGGAGGAACCACACAAGGCUGGAACACAUCUCAGGAUCCAUGAAGUUCACCUCCACUCAGAAACCUUCCCUAAGGCUUCAGGGAUAAGCCUGACAUUUAAAGACGUCCCUCUACAAUUUUGCUCCUAUUUGCCUUUCUGGACAUUUUAUACCACUCCACUUCGUAG